Messenger RNA from Ectocarpus sp. CCAP 1310/34, 508 nucleotides. Lineage: Eukaryota; Phaeophyceae; Ectocarpales; Ectocarpaceae. The record is from the annotation of a GenBank genome assembly.
ACAAAGUUACUUGGGUCGAGGGAUGCCGCGCAAUCUGGGGGCGGCAGCCGCAAGACCUGCGCGCCAUGAGAAUGUUGGCGUCAAGACUGUCCCCAGUGUUCGCGAAACCGUCGAGACUUGCGCUUGGCUGGGCGAGGCCCUGACCAGAGACCUGCAGCAAGACAUGGAGUCGAACGAUGCACAGGGACAAGCGCUUCGAGAGGCGGACAUUGACCUGUCAUCUUUGCGCAUCCUCCCCAACCGUGAGCUUCUGCACUCGAAGAUCCGGGAGGCCCUGACCUGCUGGGACAAGGCAAGACAGAAUCGCACCAUGAUGGCCGGAUCUGACGACAUGUACCUCGAUUACGACAUCGACGAAACGACGGUGCCGCCUGAGCCUCCACAGGGGGUCAGCGACGUGCAACUCUACCAGUACUACGUGCAGCGAAUCAUGUCCGCGGUGCCCCGGGCGCACUCCCUCAAGGGCCGAACUACGGAGGGGCCCAUUCCUCUCAGGAUUUGCCGGUGA